GUCACAUUGAAGAUCCUCUUUAAACAUUAUGCACCUCCUAUCACAAACUACUUUAUCGUUACUCGCAUGACUUAAAAUACAAGUAAACACUUUGGAUGUAGGCGAAAUAGCGUGCACUCUCUUUCGCUCGUAUUCAAAUUAGAAAGCAAGUGUGCGUCCUCGCCACCAGUGAAUUCUGCGAAUAUAUAUCACUUUUGCGAGAGAAAUACUUUUCUUCGUCGAGCUUACAUCUUGUCGCCAUUAGUUUUCGGUUCCCAAGGAUGUCAUCCUCGCACUAGUCGUUUGUCCAUGAUAACUUAUAAUUUAGAUAGAUUGGAUUACUGCCAUUUUUGCUAAAUAUCAGACACAGUCUUGAGGACGCAUAUGACAAGCUUGAGUUCACACUCGGCGUCAUUGACAACCACUUCAGAGACGGAUGACAAAACGACCAGUUCGUGUAGGUGUGGGAAAGCAAGAAAUGCAAACCAGUGAUUGAAGCUUAGUUGAUUAUAAAUAUAUGGAUGUAUGAUGAUGGAGGUCUCGUAAUAGCGUAUCGCUUAAGUUUUAUGGCGCCGUUGACACAUUUAAAAGGUUUAAAGAUGGAUAGUCAAAGCUUGGGCACCAGCAGAUGCCUACCUCAAAAAUAUACGAAGUCAACGCUGAAUGUGUCGAGCUAUUUCUUCGUCGGAUCUUCGUUAAUGGUUGGCCAUCUCGACUGCAGAUCCAUCGUACAAAUUUUUCUGGUUCUUCCUCGUCGAUUCAUUUAAGAAAAGUUGAAAGCAUCAUCUGGUUUACCCUCGACCCUGUUACUCAAGCUGGAAUGAUUUCAUAACGAUGACCAUUUUUAUGAUCUAGCAGGUUGCCAAUAAAACCAAAUACAAUUACGUGGACACCAAAAUGGAAUGAGCUAAACGUCUUGUGGUGCUGCAACUUAAAAGAAAUAGCAGAACGACGCCAGCAAACACCACUGUCGAUGCCAAAUGUGCAUUUUCUUUCAAUCCUUGUGAUCAAAUAAAACUUGAUGCUUAUCUGACAUAGCUCAUGCGUUUCUUUAUAAUCUGCGUCGACAUACCUGACUCAGUCGACUUGAAUUCUCGAACCAGUAUUUAGUUUUCGAUAUCGCUUGAUCUCUUUUUUGGAUUGUCUGAAAUUAGCACUGUGAUGCCUCAUCGAUCCACGAAUGCAAGUUCAGCAGCAAAUACACGCGUUUUGCCAUUCGAUUAGUAUUCAGCGCUGUUCCUGAGCAGAUGUCUUCGAUAACAACUGUCUGGAUUAACUUGGCUUCUGCGCGGACAGUGCCACCAGCAUUUGGAUUGCCCUUUGUUUGCCUCGAACUUACCUCCAAAGUACUAAGGAUUCAUAAUUUUAAAUAACAGAUUCAAUUGCUAAAGCAUUGCGGGCGUGUGCAGACGAAGGCUUCACGACGAGGCGUCACCUGUAGCUCGAAGCGCAAACGCAUUGAGCUGGUUAUAAUUGAACGAAAAUAUUGUUGGGCUGAAGCAACGCAUACUAAGAGCUCCAGUUUUUUUUGUAUUUUGAAAGGGUUCGUCUGCCUAUUGGACAACAUUUACACGGCAAAAUACGAAUAGCAUCAAGUCUGAAGUCGCAUUAUUUCGGAUCAGCGACUGAACAGCAGACACCUUGAAAAUGAAAAGAGUUUACUGUCACUCAUGAUUUGAUCGUGUAUUAUACGGUGGCAGCUAGUGAAUCGAAAGAUUCUUAGAGUACCUAACGCGGUUGCAGAUACACUAUUAGGGUUGUCCUUUCGAUAUUUUUCUCCGCAGGUGAGUUACUUAAAAAUUUAAAAUUUUGCCAGCAGGAUAAACCACAUGUAUUGGCUUUGCCAGUCGCGAAUACCUGAAUUGAUUUCAUAAAAAGCAAAUUGCUUACUUGUUCAUUAUCGAUUAUAAAAAUAAAUCAUAGCAACUUUUGGUAAUAAAGCUGAUAAUCCUCUGGUUCUGAGUAACUUUAAAAUACCAUUUCAUCAGCAUGGCCUACAAUGUGCGAGGCAAUGGCUUGAGGUCGCGUCGUAAGCUUUCUUGACAUUUUCAAAUUGAUUGCCAC
Messenger RNA from Plasmopara halstedii, 2043 nucleotides. RefSeq lists its product as uncharacterized. The record is from RefSeq and is a predicted model, not a curated record. Lineage: Eukaryota; Oomycota; Peronosporomycetes; Peronosporales; Peronosporaceae. The coding region runs from base 608 to 811 and encodes 67 amino acids. The transcript has a single exon.